UCUAAAUUUCUGUAAAACUAUUAUAUAAUCAAAUUCCUGAAAUUUUAUUCAAAUUCCUGCAGGAAAUGCCUGAACCUGACAGCCUUAACUAUCUGGGUGGACACCGCCCUGACUCCUGUUACUCCGUGUCUCGUAUGAUGAAAAUGACCCACAUCCCCAUAGCAAAUCAUAUAUUCUGAUGGAGUGCGGUGAAGGUAUGAUCGCCGUCGUGAGGGGGCUGAAAGAUUCAGCGCUAGCUGUCACUCUGUUGGACGGGGGGAAACAUUAUACAUUGCAGCCUGAUGUACCUCCUCCAACGUAUGUGAACAAUGCGUCGGGUUCUCAAUGUGCCGCGGAUGUGGUGCGACGGGAGAGCGGGGUGCAAGCUACUGAUGGCAGAUAUGCUAGUACUUAUAAGAUGAUGCACUGCCACGUGACGCCAACAUCGCCACACACUGAAGUCACGGAAUUUCCGCCACAGAGAGCGGAAUUAUGUCCAGGUCAAGGAAACUUUGAGAUUGGUGGACCCGGCAGUUGCGAGAAAUACAAAGCGACAAAGUCUAACAGUUACAAGGGUGGUCUAUGUUGGCCUGAUAAAGGUGCAGUAUUCACAUCCCGACCGUCUGUUCAACCGGACGCGUUCGCAAGCUCUCUCCGCAAAUAUCCAAACAUGUCUCCAGAAAGAUCUGCGGAAAUUAUGGAAAGAUUUAUAUCGUAUGCUCAGAGUCGGAGUAUUACAUCAAAAACUAAAUCUCCAUCGCCAACUCGUACCAUCGAAUCUGAUACAUCCACAUUUUGUUUAGAAACGUUGAGAAAUACUAACUCUAAACAAUAUAGAAGUCAUGAACCUGAUAUAAAUCUUAGGAAUAAAAGAAUAGAAGAAUCACCCACACGCGAAAGAUCUAAAAAGCCUCUCGAUUCUGAAGUCGAAUCUUGGAGACGAGGGACGUUCGGUAAAACCACAGAUGUCAGAUAUUUGAAAGAUGUGACUAGAGUGGUCAGAGAAAGCAUACGUAGUAUGGCGGCUUAUAAUCAGCCAGAAAAACUUCCAAGGCACGAGAGUCCAUCACCAGAGAGACGUACACACGCACAAAAGAGUUGCAACUCAGUGAAUAUGGAAAUACAAGCUGCGGUGCAAAUGGUGUCCAGAGAAAUGGUGACGUCACCGAAAACUAAGCCAUCACAGAGGAAUGUAGCAAUAUCCAUAACACCACCACCAUCAGCGGCUCGAAGUUCAGGUGCAGUAUCGUUUAGAAGUACAGAUUUUGUCAAUUUUGAACCAUCCUCUAAAUCUAUUCAAACAAGACAAACGAACAUUAACCUGAAAACUAUAUCAAGCUUUAACAAUUUACGGAAACGUAAAAGACGAAAUAAUAGACGCAGUAAAUCUGAUGAAGAAAUUAGAUUGGAAAUAAAUAAUACAACACACGUAAAUGAUGGUCAGAAAAUAGAUAAACUAAAAGGUCUGCGUAAAGCAAAAUGUGCAUGUAAAGUGUCGAAGAAUAAAAAUAAAACACCCACAAAACGUGCAAGCUUUAGAAUUCACGAAAAUGAUUCUCUUGAUGAUUUGGAUAAUUUUGAUUUCAAACCUUAUUCAGAACAAGCUCAUGUGUUUCAUACACAAGUUAAGCCAUAUAAAGCAAUCGAUGAAGACGAUUUAGCAGUAUUAUUGCAAGAUUGGCUUAGCAUUAUACCUCUAAAACCAGCGAACUAUUUUGGAAGACCCAUAGAAAAGGAAUAUUUGUUUUAUGACUUGCUAGAUAAAUUGAAACACACUGCUUGCCAUUUGCCAGAACAUAAUAGAAGAGAUAAGAUAAAGGAAGAUAUUAUAGGACUUUUAAAUGAAUUCCCUGUGGAUGUAAAAGGGAAUAGAGAUGUGUAUUUGGGUAAAUUAGCUGAUGUUCUCAUAGAAAGAAUUAAAAACCUUGGUCGUGAUUCAAAUGUUAAUAAAAGAACAAUAAAUGUCAAUAAUUUUCAUGACUUUACAAUGCAUAGAUAUAUUCCACCGACAGAAAAUGAACUUAGGACUUUUAUUUCCGAUGAGCUCGUUUCAUUUAUUAGAAAGUAUGGUUUAGUGUAUCGUCGUCAUUCCUUACUUGAAUUAGAAGAAGAAUUAGUCGAUGUAGUUAUGCUUUUCAUGGAAAACAUACACACAACCAAUAAUGAUCUGCUUGGAGAUGAUUUAAUUAAUAUUUUAAUAGAUUAUGGCUUCUUGGACCAUCAAGCGUCGCAUUUUGUACAUAUUUUAAUCAAACAUCUAAGAGAGGCAUUUUUAGAUGACUCGAAUACAACAAGGCAAAGUAAAGGAGAAGCAUUAGUUGUACUUCCUAGUAUACAGUCACAAAAUCCAUAUACAUCUGUUAAUGCAAAUGAAUACAGUAUUAGUGCGAUAAAUGAGUCAGACAUAAAUUCACUAAUGGAAACAUACACGAGGCAACUAUGUGAACAAAUCAAUGAAUGGUUGACAUCGAUCCAAACACUUUUACCAAGAAUCAAUGAAAGAGGGUUUAGACAAGUAGUUGUGAAUGAUUUAGCAGGGGAUAUCAUCGAUAGACAUAAAUAUUUGGAAAUGAAUCCAGGCAGCAGAGGAACGGAUGAAGCUGAGCUAGAACAUUUGAAAUACCAAAUAUUUAAAUGGAUAAAUAAACUUGCUGGCGAGGACACGUUGCAACCGGGAGAACACGCACCAGAGUUGAUGAGAAGAAUACGUAGUAUUCCCGUUCCAAUGCUAACAAUACCAAAUAAUCAACCAAGAAUAGGAAAUAUGAAUGACCUUAAAACUAUUGAACAAUUCACAGGCGGGACAAGUAAUCGAGAUGACACUAUUCAAAAUUCCGCAGUUAAUACUCCGAAAACAACCUGCACGCCACCAAGGUCUUGUGGUAAAGAAACAUGUAGUCAAAACCAGAGUCACGGGGCGUGUUGCCCUGAUGAAAAUCUUGUUCCACCAGCAUCAGCAUCCACAGAACGAUUGAAUGAUGAAUAUGAACAAUUUGUUAAAAAUUGGGUUCAAAAGAUACCUAUAAGAACAUCAUCACCUGAAGAAGAAGCUUUAGCCGAAAAAGCUAGAUUGGGAAUUCAUAAUGGUAUUUGGAAAGCACUCACAAAGAUUCGAUGUGAUCCAUCUAUAUAUAGAGAGAGGUUUUAUUUUGAGGAUGUAUUAGACGAUGAAGUAGAGGAUUUAUUAAAUUGUCUACCACAAACGCCUGAACUUCAAGCCAAGAAGCACUUAUUGAAAGUAGAAUUAAUUAAAAGAACGAUAGAUACGAUCGAGCAAAAUAAAGCUGAACUAGCGAGGUCGUUUAGACAAGAACUUAUAAGAAAUGUAGAUAAUAGUCUACAAAGACAGGAUCUGAAUACACCUAGUGACAGUAAUUCUAAAGCUCGAGAAGAAUUAGAAAUAAUGAGGAUCGUUGAACAAUUUAUUUUAUAUUCAAACUACAAAGACGAAGACCCUCUUAAAUCAGAAGUGUACAGAAAAAGGCUACUAAAAGAAAUUAAGGAGCUCAUUGAUGAAAUAAAGAAAAAUCAUUCAGACCAAGCGAACAUAAACUAUACUAUGUAUAUAACAGAUAUUUUAAACGCUUUGCAUCAAGUACCCUUGCCUGGUGACGACACUAUUAAAGAAGAAGCCAAUAAUAUACUUUUGGAAUUUGAAAUCGAAAAGUGGUUUACAGAUUUACCGAUAGUGUUAAAUGAAGACGACACUAUUGAAAUAUUACAAUGGAAAAGAAAACUUGAUAACUUAACGCAAAAAAUACGUGAUUUAGAAAACAGUGUAAGUCCUGCUGAUCUACGAGAAAGAAGUAUUAGAAAUGAAAUACUAAAAUUUUUAGAAAAAGCUCCUUUACAAGGUGAAAACAUCAAUAAAGAUUUCAUGGCAGAGCAGCUUGUUAAUAGAAUAAAGAAUAGAGAUCAACUGAAUCAAUCGAAACGCGUUGCUUUCAAUGAACCUGGAUCAUACGACGAUUUUCGUUCAAACGUACCAUUAUCAUCUAGUUAUAUAGAAAAACCUCAUCCCAUUACUCCAUCUAGUGAACAAAAUCAAAUCCGAAAUUCACUUGCUCUUAGAAACGAAGGCCACCAACAUAGUGGAACAGAUAUCAAUUAUGAUGCUUUCUCUCAGGGAAGACCUAAAGAGUCAACUUUCAAAGAUCGAGAUGAAUCUGAUAUUUCAUACCAAGGGUUUUCUGGUAGACAACCUUUAAGUUCGACUUUUAAAAUUAAACCUAACCAGUCGUUUGGUCAACAAGAAAGCUUUCGUGGAAAUGCAUCUGACGAUCAUAGUCAUGAAGGUCUCGACCAAAAGCAACCGAAAAGUUCAAAAUUUAAAGGCCAUGAUGAAUCUCAGAUUUCAUACAGAGAAUUUUCUGGAAGACAACCUGCCAGUGCAUUUAAGGAUAAAGAAGAAGGUUUUGUUUCCAUACCGCCUGCUCCACCGAGCUUUAUUCAAGAAGCCUCUGUUGGCAACCAUAGAGACAAAACACAAGCACCAUUACCAACAAUACAUGAUGAAAGCAAAGCUCACGAUGCAUCUGAUAUAUUAUCUUAUCAAGGAUUUUCUAAUAGACGACCGAUUAGUUCCACUUUUAAAAAUAAACAUGAUGGUUAUACUAUACCAGUGACGUCGACUAAUGGCAAAGAUUCAAUACAAUCCACUCCAUCAACGCCACGUCGCUCUCUUUCACAACCCCGCAAAGAAAGACAAUCGUCUGAUCAAUAUAAAACAUUAAAACCAACACCAAAACCUUCUAACAAGAAAAUAGAUCGCAAUACUGUAGAUCAAAGCGCACAAAUGAGCAGUGAAAGAAGCGGUGUAGUUCUAGAAUGCUGUAAACCACAUUGUGAAUUAGGAAAUAAAGAGCGUUUAAGUCAAGAAGCAGGUUCUAGUGGACUACACAUAGCAACCCCACAACCAGCUAGAUAUCAGAAAGGUCAACAUUCUGUCUCCAAAGGCAUCAUAUUUAAAGAUAGAGACGAUUUUAGCGCGACUCCAAGAUUGACACCGAAUGAUCCAAUAAGAGGAACAUCAGUGGAAUGUCAAACUUCUGGACAGGCUCAAGAGGAAGUAAGCGAUAUACACUUUAGUCAAGAUGGAAAUUAUAGAACAAUAGCUACAAAUACACCUAGAAAACGAAUUCUUUGUUUGGGAGAUGAUAUUGCAAAGUUGUUGGAUGUAGACAAUGCUGAUGAUAGUGAAAUUCGAUGCAGAUGUAUUGAACGAUUCUUAAGAUGCAAGAAACAAUUACGACGAUUUGCUUGCGAUGGUAUAGACGCGGAUAUACCUUCUUGCCUUCCACUUAUGUUUACAUGUCCGUGCUUUCUAUAAAAUUGUUUAUCUUAAAGGUCCGAUUUUGAAAAGUGAAAACAAAUACAAAUAAAUAUAUGUGUUGUGAAAUACGUUUUGUGAUAUGUUUUGGCCAAUGUGAUGUGUUUUCCUCAUUUAUUGGAGCAAUAAAACUAUACCCAUCAAUA
Molecule: messenger RNA, 5454 nt
Organism: Colias croceus (clouded yellow)
Lineage: Eukaryota; Metazoa; Arthropoda; Insecta; Lepidoptera; Pieridae
Exons: 13
Coding region: 179-5308 (1709 amino acids)
Source: RefSeq, a predicted model, not a curated record